UGCCACUGCCGCCACCACCGCCACUGCCACCCCGGCCCAGAAACAAUGCUUCUAGCAACAUUCAAGCUGUGUGCUGGGAGCUCCUACAGACACAUGCGCAACGUGAAGGGGCUGAGGCACCAAGCUGUGCUGGCCAUUGGCCGGGAGCUGAACCGCCGGGCACUGGGGGACCCGACUCCUAGUGCAUGGAUUAACCAGGUUCGGCGUCGGAGCUCUCUGCUUGGUUCUGGGCUGGAAGAAAUUCUGUACAGCGACCAGGAGUUGGCCUACAUCCGGCAGGGAGAGGAGGCCAUGCAGAAGGCCCUGGGCAUCCUCAGUAACCAGGAGGGCUGGAAGCAGGAGACUCAGCAGGCCAAUGGGGACAGAGUGCUGAGUAAAGUGGUCCCAGACGUGGGCAAGGUGUUCCAGCUGGAGGUGGUGGUGGACCAGCCCAUGGGCAGGCUCUAUGAGGAGCUUGUGGAGCGCAUGGAGGCAAUGGGAGAGUGGAACCCCAAUGUCAAGGAGAUCAAGGUCCUGAAGAAGAUUGGAAAAGAUACAGUCAUCACUCAUGAGUUGGCUGCAGAAUCGGCAGGAAACCUCGUGGGGCCACGUGACUUUGUGAGUGUGCGCUGCGCCAGGCGCCGAGGCUCCACCUGUGUGCUGGCUGGCAUGGCCACACACUUUGCAGAGAUGCCUGAGCAGAAAGGUGUCAUCAGAGCUGAGCACGGUCCCACCUGCAUGGUACUUCAUCCCCUGGCUGGAAGCCCCUCGAAGACCAAACUCACUUGGCUGCUCAGUAUAGACCUAAAGGGGUGGCUACCAAAGACUAUCAUCAACCAGGUCCUAUCACAGACCCAGGUGGAUUUUGCCAAUCACCUGCGCAAGCGCCUAGAGACCAGCCCUGCCUCUGAAGCCAGGUGUUAGAGACCAGCCUGCUGUUCCCCACUGUGCCCGGCUGACUGCUUGCAUCAUCAGGAAGAUCCCUGCUGGAAGCCUGCAAGUCUGUUUAAGAUCUUCGUCUGGCAACAGUGGGAAAGGGUGGUGGUGUUUAGAGUAUGAUACUACGAUUCAGAUUGCUAAGAGUUUUAGUACCAAGAAAAUAGGGAUGAGGCUCUUAGAUAUAGAGACAGCCUUCUAACUUCAUUCAUCUUGUGAAAUGAAGGUUAAA
This is a messenger RNA of Galeopterus variegatus (Sunda flying lemur), 1147 nucleotides long. It is a transcript of the gene STAR, whose product is annotated as steroidogenic acute regulatory protein. Lineage: Eukaryota; Metazoa; Chordata; Mammalia; Dermoptera; Cynocephalidae. The transcript has 7 exons. Gene Ontology annotation, biological process: regulation of steroid biosynthetic process; steroid biosynthetic process; intracellular cholesterol transport. Gene Ontology annotation, molecular function: cholesterol binding; cholesterol transfer activity. The coding region runs from base 46 to 903 and encodes 285 amino acids. The record is from RefSeq and is a predicted model, not a curated record. Gene Ontology annotation, cellular component: mitochondrial intermembrane space; mitochondrion.